Suillus subalutaceus is the source of this 1903-nucleotide messenger RNA. RefSeq names its product membrane bound O-acyl transferase family-domain-containing protein. NCBI's taxonomy places the organism in Eukaryota, Fungi, Basidiomycota, Agaricomycetes, Boletales, Suillaceae. The transcript has 4 exons. The record is from RefSeq and is a predicted model, not a curated record. Gene Ontology annotation, biological process: lipid metabolic process. Bases 350 to 1561 code for a protein of 403 amino acids.
CGCACAGUCACUAGUCACCGCUUCAACGUUUCAACAUCUGAACACCUGAAACCUUUCAGCUGGCUCACAGCUAGUUGCUUUCAUCAGGAAAAUGCAAAUUCCUGUAGGCAGCUGUUUCUAAAGGGACGCGAGUUUUGUGCGAUUGCAAGGAACCAAAACAUCGAAGAGUCGGGGACACGAUUUUCGGUCGCACAUCACUGCCACAUCUACAACUAGUUGCUGAUGCCAGCAGAUGAGUGACUGUAAUCAAUUGCUGUCCUGCAGAUAAGUUUCUCCAAUUACUAUACCUAAGUACAGUUGUGACAUACAGCAAAACCUCUCAUCCGACCUCCAACCUACUAGAUUCGGAAUGCGUUUACCGUCUCAUAUACAACUUCCCUUCCUUACCUUGCAGAUUUUGCUUGCCCUCGACCCAUCGCCUCCAUGGAACUUAUUCGGUGCCUUCGCCAUCGCAUUGAUCUGCUCGCUCAUCAUCAGCCCGAGUGUGUUUGUGAGAUCGAACAUUGACACUGGCGUCGGCUACGUAGACUACCUGCUAGGAUCAGUCGUCGCGAGCUGUGCUGUGCUCGGUUUCUAUGCGCUCUUACUGGGGAGGCCAUUGAAGAAUUUCAAGUCUAUAGAGAAUGGGAACGAAAAAGUGCACAAAUAUUGGUGGAAAAGGAUCUUCCACGUUGCGUAUGUCUUUCAGUCCCCGCGGGGGGUUGGAUGGAACUAUCAGGUGAACAAUAUUCCUGCUGCUCCACGACAACCUAGACACUUGUUCAUCCUCACCUCCUCCCUGCGUGCUGCCUGCUACGCAGUCUUGUUUGAAGUCGCGCGGCUGUAUGUUUGGUACAACCCUGCAUGUGCAUCGGUUACGGUCGAGACGCGAAGCUAUGUUGCGCGGUGUGCUGACACCAUUGCAUUCAUCGGGCUGACAUACUGGGGCUUGAACGCUAUCUACUUCGCAAUGGCAGCGGGGAGUGUUGCGCUUGGACUGUACGAGCCGAGAAUGUGGCCUGACUUGUUUGGGUCUUGGCGAGAUGCGUAUACCGUUCGACGAGCUUGGGGGAGGACAUGGCAUCAGACCUUGAAAUGGUUCCUCGCCCCUCUUGGUAAAGCGACAUCAUCUGUCCUUGGGUUCAACCGCGGUACAUCAGGGGCAUUGUACGCACAGGUUUACGUUGCGUUCUUAUUAUCGGGCCUCGUACACACAGGAGGGGAUAUCGUGCUCUCUGGAUCUUCCACCUCUGCUGUAUCACGGCCGUUGUUCUCGAUGCCAUUCUUUUUCUCGCAAGCAGUCGUUAUUACCCUUGAAGACGUGUUAAUCCGGAUCGCAAGACGACUGGGAGUCAAGGAUAGCGUGUGGACGAGAGCCUUGGGGUUUUUCUGGGUCGCGGUAUGGUUCGGGUGGUGUGUACCCGGAUUUGUCGAGAAUAUGAUCAGGGCGGGUGGGGGGAUAAGGAAGUCUGCCAGCGGAUUGGGUGGGAAUGAUAUGGGCCUCAAUUUGGUGCAAGCCGCGAUGGUUAGAUUGUUUGGGUUUGAUAUUGGGGAGUUUGCAGAAUCAUGGUUCGGGGUAUGACUGAAGUGAUGACAGGGUUCGUGACAUAACCUUGUUGAACGCUUGCCUUUCUGAACGGAUGAACUGAUGAACAACUGAACGUCCGUAAUGGUUUUACUAGCACUUAAGGGCGAAUGUGUAACUGGAUAAAACAGUACUGAUUCCGGCUCACAGCAGAUACUUAUUGUGCCUGGGCCUCGUCACAAGUUACUGGCUCGAUUAUACCUGAUUGUGAUCCACCACUAGAUCAUUUGCCAAACCCCCGCAACAAUGUGAGUCUGUUCAAUACUAUAUAUGCCAUACAAGGUUAUAUACAUAGGGCUCAAGUACGUACGCUGUCUGUGGCACAGAUACAACCGCGGU